Messenger RNA from Penicillium expansum, 1179 nucleotides. RefSeq names its product Aldolase-type TIM barrel. NCBI's taxonomy places the organism in Eukaryota, Fungi, Ascomycota, Eurotiomycetes, Eurotiales, Aspergillaceae. Gene Ontology annotation, molecular function: FMN binding; oxidoreductase activity. The transcript has 6 exons. The coding region runs from base 1 to 1179 and encodes 392 amino acids. The record is from RefSeq and is a predicted model, not a curated record.
AUGUCCCCCCUAUUAGAGUCGGUUACUCUUGGCGCUACCAUUCCUUUAAGGAAUCGUAUUUGUAUGGGGUCUAUGACACACAAUCGCUGCACUGACAAUGGAAAGCCGACGGUAGCAACCAAGUCUCAUUACGCCGAGCGUGCUCGAGAUGGCACGGGUCUCAUUGUCGCAGAAGGGACAUUCAUUUCCCCGCAUGGCGCUGAAUGGCCCCACGCACCAGUGAUGUUUGACAAGAGCCAUUCAGAGGCUUGGAAAGUUGUCACUGAUGCAUUCCACCAAGACGGGGGAAAGAUUUUGUUCCAGCCAUGGCAUCCUGGCCGAAUCCAGAACGAAAAUAUGCCCAUGCUCAAGGAGUAUAACUAUCCUGUUCUCGCACCUUCGAAGAUCAAGGCCAAGGGAGGCAAAUUCCGAACCUUGGAUGGAACACCGGGACACACUGAAAACAUUACCGAGAUUGAAAAUGUCAAAGAUAUUGUGGAUCAGUAUCGAACCUCUUGUGUUUUGGCAAAGGAAGCAGGCUUUGACGGGAUUGAAUUGCUCUCCCAAGGUGGCUAUCUAUUGCACAACUUCCUUUGCAGUCAUUCCAAUGCUCGGAGCGAUGAAUAUGGAGGAUCGGUGGAAAAUCGAUGCAGGUUCCCCUUGGAGGUACUCGAUGCCAUCAUAUCAGUUUGGGGCCCACGAGCCGUGGGAAUCAAGUUUUGCCCAUCCGACGACUACAAUGAUACGAUGGUCAGCUAUGAAGAGUUGACGGAAACCUACACCUAUUACAUCCAGGAGUUAAUAAAGCGCAAUCUAGGCUUCAUUAAUAUUUCUCGCAGAGGGUGUGAUCUUGGCAGAAACCAGGAUGAUUAUUUCAAAUCAAAUCCCAGGCCAGAAGACAAGGUGUUGCCACCAAACUACGAGCCAUUGAAGCAGUUCGGGAAGAUGAUCAAAUACCCCGGAAGCAAUACCAUGUUGAUGGUGAACCACGAGUAUACCUUCGAGGAAGCAGAAUAUCUCAUCAUGACAGGUCAAAUUGACCUAGUCCAGUUUGGACGGCCAUUCAUCUACAACCCGGAUUUGAUAACCCGCUUGGUGUCUGGGAUCCCUCUUGCCUCCAAUCAGCGAGGUGGAAUGGUCAACUAUGGACCUUACCACGACCCGAAUGAGAACUACAACGACUGGCCACGGGCAAUUUGA